Lactuca virosa is the source of this 1341-nucleotide messenger RNA. The record is from the annotation of a GenBank genome assembly. NCBI's taxonomy places the organism in Eukaryota, Viridiplantae, Streptophyta, Magnoliopsida, Asterales, Asteraceae.
AUGACUCACUCAACACAUUUACUGGUCUACCCCUUUUCUAGCUCCGGUCAUAUCAUCCCCUUACUCGACCUCACCGACACCCUCCUCCGCCGUGGCCUAACCAUCACCGUCGUCAUCUCCCCUCUCAACCUCCCACUACUUGACCCUCUCCUUUCAUCCCACCCCUCUUCUCUCUACAAGCUUCUCUCCCCUGAUCCCGAAAUCAACCUAUCAUCUCAUCCCCUUAUCAGCAAAGUAAUUUCCACUCAGAAGCAGUUCGACCCCAUCGUUAAAUGGUUCAGAUCCCACCCUUCGCCGCCGGUAGCCAUCAUCUCUGACUUCUUUCUCGGGUGGACUAGUGAACUCGCUUCCCAACUUGGCAUCCGGCGCGUGGUGUUCAACCCUUCAGGUGUUUUUGGUAUUUCCAUUAUUCAAACCAUGUGGCGUGAUGCGGCAGAGAAUAACACCUAUAAUAGUGUCGACAAAGAUGAUAACUCCUUGGUUUCUUUCCCGGAAAUCCCUAGCUCGCCGGAGUUUCAAAUGUGGCAGUUGCCAACAGUCUCACGUAAUUUUAAAAAAAGAGAUCCGGAUUAUGAGUCUUUCAGGAAAGGAAUGUUGGCUAAUAUGACUAGUUGGGGGUCUGUGUACAACACAUUUGAAGACUUAGAGAAAACCUACAUGGAUCACAUGAAGAAACAAAUGGGUCAUGAUCGGGUUUGGGCCGUUGGCCCAUUACUUCCUAAAGAUGGUACCGCUCGUGGCGGGGCAAGUGCGGCGCCACCUCAUGAGCUACUCACGUGGUUAGACAACAAACCAGAUGAGUCUGUUGUCUAUAUAUGUUUUGGAAGCCGAACCACAUUAAACGAGAAGCAAAUGAGUGCAUUAACGGGUGCACUUGAGCUUAGCAAUGUUAAUUUUAUUUUAUGUGCAAAAGGAAGUGAUUCGGCGUUUAAAGAACGGGUGGGUGAUCGAGGGUUCAUAGUCGAAGGGUGGGCCCCACAGUUGGCCAUAUUGAGACAUCGGUCUGUAGGGUCAUUUGUGACUCAUUGUGGGUGGAAUUCCACGUUGGAAGGAAUUUCAGCGGGUGUGAUGUUGCUGACGUGGCCAAUGGGUGCUGACCAAUAUGCAGAUGAGAAGUUAUUGGUUGACGAGUUGGGUGUUGGGAAACGAGCUUGUGAGGGUGAACCCGAUAAUGUACCUGACUCGGUUGAGUUGGCUCGAUUGUUGGAUGAGUCGUUGAGUGGGGAGAUAUUGGAACGAGUUAAAGUAAAGGAGCUAAGUCAAGCAGCUAACAAGGCAGUCAACGGAGGAACGUCGAUAAGGGAUCUGGAUAUGUUCGUUAAGCUUAUAUGUGAGCUCUAA